Molecule: messenger RNA, 7797 nt
Organism: Loxodonta africana (African savanna elephant)
Lineage: Eukaryota; Metazoa; Chordata; Mammalia; Proboscidea; Elephantidae
Gene: RUBCN
Product: rubicon autophagy regulator
Exons: 21
Coding region: 741-3470 (909 amino acids)
Biological process (GO): negative regulation of autophagosome maturation; negative regulation of endocytosis
Cellular component (GO): early endosome; late endosome
Molecular function (GO): phosphatidylinositol phosphate binding
Source: RefSeq, a predicted model, not a curated record
CUGCUCUGGGCGAUUGCGAGGACCGCGGUUUUAGCAGUUCGCCUUUCGGCCCAAACAGGGUCGCUAUGGGUCGGAACCAACUCCACGGCACCUAACAACAAUGACAGACCCUGAACACUACAGAAUCACAUGCUUUAAAUGAUAUCAUGUUCCCCCGUGUCCUUCGAGUCCUUCCUGCUGCAGAAAGGCCCCCCCUGAGCUUGGGUACACAUGAACCUUGCACACGCGACUGCAUUGCAGCCUCGAAGGCAGGACAGACCCCUGCGAGCGUAAAUUACAGAUCUGCGUCCCAGCUCCCCUUCUCCCCGGCAGGCUCCUCCACUUGCAGCAUGCGGAGUCGCCACGUCUGAAGGCAAAACUAAGGCUGCAGUGACAGUUCUUGCGUCGCCAUAAGAAUAAAAGUAAACGCUAACGUUUCCUGUACUUAUACCACCUCUCAAUCGGCACUCUCAAAACAUUUUGCACGGCCUCAAUAGGACCUCAUCUUCUCUUGGGAGAGGGUCUAGACCUCUGACCGACUCCGAUCUCGAGGGUGGAGUGUGACGGGUGCUUAAAGACCCACACCCGUACGGAUUCCCGAGACCAGCAUUGGCUGGCAGCAGGUGCCGACCCUGGUUUCCCUCAGGAGGGAGCACUGGCAGUUACUGGGUAAUUUGAAAACUACGGUUGAAGGUUUGGUGUCAACCAACAGCCCCAACGUCUGGUCCAAGUAUGGUGGUCUGGAGCGGCUUUGCAGGGACAUGCAAAGUAUCCUCUAUCAUGGGCUCAUCCACGACCAGGUGUGUUGCGGCCAGACAGAUUACUGGCAGUUUGUGAAAGACAUUCGGUGGCUCAGUCCCCACUCAGCCCUGCAUGUGGAGAAGUUCAUCAGCUUGCAUGAGAACAGCCAGAGCAGCACUGACGACGUGAGUGAGCGUGCCAUCGCAGAGCUGUGGCUGCAGCACAGCUUGCGGUGCCACUGUCUCUCAGCCCAGCUCCGGCCUCUGCUCGGGGAUAGACAGUACAUCAGAAAGUUCUACACAGAUACUGCUUUCCUGCUAAGUGACGCUCAUGUCACGGCCAUGCUCCAGUGCCUGGAAGCAGUGGAACAGAACAACCCCCGCCUCCUGGCUCAGAUCGAUGCAUCUAUGUUUGCCAGGAAGCAUGAGAGCCCACUGUUGGUGACAAAGAGCCAGAGCCUGACAGCACUGCCUGGUUCCACAUAUACCCCUCCAACCAGUUACACUCAGCAUUCCUACUUUGGGUCAUUCUCUAGCCUCCACCAAUCCAUGCUCAACCAUGAGAGAAAAUCUUCAUUUUCACUCUCUGGCCCUUCCCGGAAACCUCAAGAAAACAGAGGACACGUCUCACUGGCAGAGGAUCAACCCGUUCAAGCCUCUCUGCUUUCAAUCUCUGCGUUAGCCAGGGAUUCUCCCAUAUCCCCAAAUGAGAUGAGCUCCAGCACUCUGACCAGCCCCGUAGAGGCAUCCUGGGUCAGCAGCCAGAAUGAAUCCCCAAGUGAUGCCAGUGAGGGGCCCGAGUACCUGGCCAUCGGCAACCAGGACCCCCGAAGCCGGACCGCCAGCUGUCAGAGUCAAAGCAGCAACACUGAGAGCAGUGGCUUCAAUUUGUUCUCCUCCAGCAGCUCCCAGAAGCCAGAUUCUGCUGCUUCCUCUCUGGGGGACCAGGAGGGAGAUGGGCAGAGUCAGCUGUCUAGUGUCCUUCGCAGGUCCAGCUACUCAGAGGGGCAGACCCUCACGGUCACCAGUGGAACAAAAAAGAACCACACUCGCUCUCAUUCAGAUACCAACAUUAUCUCCAGCGGAGCCGCAGAGUCCUGCAAUGAUAAGUCGAAGUUAAGAGGCUCCGUGCCCUACUCUGGCCAAAGCAGUGAAGCCAGCACACCCAGCUCUCUGUACAUGGAGUAUGAAGGUGGUCAGUAUCUGUGCUCAGGGGAAGGCAUGUUCCGCCAGCCAUCAGAAGGGCAGUCCCUCAUCAGCUACCUCUCUGAGCAGGACUUUGGCAGCUGUGCAGACCUGGAAAAGGAGAAUGCCCACUUCAGCAUCUCAGAGUCCUUGAUUGCCGCCAUUGAGCUAAUGAAGUGCAACAUGAUGAGCCAGUGCCUGCAAGAAGAGGAAGAGGAGGAGGAAGACAGCGAUAGAGAGAUCCAGGAACUGAAACAGAAGAUUCGCCUUCGUCGCCAGCAGAUCCGCACGAAGAACCUGUUCCCUGGGUACCAGGAGGCUGAACAUGGAAGCUUUUGGGUCACUUCCAGCAGCUCGCAGUUCAGUUCACGUGAUUCAACACAGUUCUCUGACUCUGGCUCUGCUGAUGAGGUUGACGAAUUAGAAAUCCAAGAUGCUGACAUCAGAAGGAACACAGCCUCAAACAGCAAGCCCUGCAUGUCCUCCCAGUCCUUGUCCCACUGCUUCCUGCACUCCACGUCUGCUGAGGCAGUGGCUAUGGGACUCCUGAAGCAGUUUGAAGGAAUGCAGCUCCCAGCCGCCUCGGAGCUAGAGUGGCUGGUCCCAGAGCACGAUGCCCCUCAAAAGCUCCUGCCCAUCCCUGACUCACUGCCCAUCUCUCCAGAUGAUGGGCAGCAUGCUGACAUCUACAAGCUGCGGAUUCGUGUUCGUGGGAACCUAGAGUGGGCCCCGCCCCGGCCUCAGAUAAUUUUCAAUGUCCAUCCAGCUCCAGCAAGGAAAAUUGCUGUGGCCAAACAGAACUACCGCUGCGCGGGAUGCGGCAUCCGGACUGACCCUGAUUAUAUCAAGCGGCUGCGAUACUGUGAGUACCUGGGCAAGUACUUCUGUCAGUGUUGCCAUGAGAAUGCCCAGAUGAUCAUCCCCAGCCGGGUUCUGCGAAAGUGGGACUUCAGCAAGUACUAUGUCAGCAAUUUCUCCAAGGACCUGCUCAGCAAGAUCUGGAACGACCCUCUCUUCAAUGUGCAGGACAUCAACAGUGCCCUCUACAGGAAGGUUAAGCUGCUCAAUCAAGUCAGGCUGCUGCGGGUCCAGCUGUAUCACAUGAAGAACAUGUUCAAGACAUGUCGACUGGCCAAAGAGCUUCUGGAUUCCUUUGACACAGUUCCAGGCCACCUAACAGAGGAUCUUCACCUGUACUCCUUGAAUGACCUGGCUGCAACCAGGAAGGGGGAGCUGGGGCCUCGGCUUGCUGAGCUCACCAGGGCAGGGGCCACCCACGUAAAUCGAUGCAUGCUCUGCCAAGCCAAGGGCUUCAUCUGUGAGUUCUGUCAGAAUGAGGAUGAUAUCAUCUUUCCUUUUGAGCUCCAUAAGUGCCGGACCUGUGAAGAAUGUAAAGCAUGUUACCAUAAAGCUUGCUUCAAGUCUGGAAGCUGUCCCCGGUGUGAGCGGCUACAGGCCCGGCGGGAGUUGUUGGCCAAGCAGAGCCUGGAAUCCUACCUGUCAGACUAUGAGGAGGAGCCCACUGAAGCCUUGGCCCUAGAAGCCACCAGCUUGGAGACCACCUGAAGAAAGUACAUUAAGCUCUCUACCUAAGGACUAGAGUCAUACAUAAUGCGGAACUGAGCCACCCUUUUAGGACUUUUCCCGUUUGGGGCUUUUUUUUUUUUUAAUAUUAUUUUCUUUUUAUGACCUGUCUGACAUCCAUGUGUAGACAUCCUGUCUGGCCUUUGUUAGUUGGUGGGGUCCAGUCUGUUGUGACAGAUAAUUUCUGGCACCGGGUUUUUCCAUCAAAGCUGACACAUAGGUCCCUAAAUGAAGCUUCUAGUGCCUCCGUCAGAGGAACGGACAGCCAGACCCGGUUCUUCUGGCACCCCUGGCCUUUUCCACUAGGACCAGAUCUAGUCUCAGCUGACCACAAGUGUCAUUUCCAAUUUUUUUUUUCCUUUAAUGUUGUAGCUUCUGAGCCAGGCCUGUCUCAACCAACUCACUUCUCCUUUGCUGCUGAAAUGGGGAUGAAAUCUUUUUCUCUCCCAAAUCCUGGAAUAGGGUCAGACUGUGCCCUGAGGAGAAAUAGAGAACAGGACUUUGUCAUGGGCAUUCUGUCCAGCUUAUUUAUGUCUUUUUGGGGCCAGCAAAACAGCACCAAUACUACCCUGGGACCUUUAGAGACUUCAGUGAGGCAGUCAGGACUGAGGUGCCACAAGCUUUCUUUAUCUACCCUGGUGGGCUUGGCACAAAGGACAGAACUGAUGCUUCGGCCAGGCCCGCUUGUAGCCUCAACACCAGGCAUAAAUAAGGCUACAGCUUUGUUGCUUAAAGAACGUUCAACCAGAGGAGCUAGUGGCUCCCUUUUAGGUGUAAGGUUCCUUUUAGUCAGCCUAGCUCUUUCAAGCUCAGGCAAUUUCCUGAUGCCAUCCCAAGUUGAGGACAGAAACCCCAUGCACCAUCUUAUUAGUGAGUCCCCUACUGCUCUGUCCUCUGUUAGAUGGUCAUUGUGGUUCUUAGGAAAAAUAUGGCCCAACUCCAUUCCCUUUCCCCUUCCUGCAGCACAGCUGGGACCCUCCCUGGUGGUGGAUCUCUUGCCUUAGUCUCUUUUGUCAAAAUUGGGGGAAAUGCUUCCUGUUAGUCGUGGUGUUAUAGAAUUUGACCAUUUGUGGAUGUGAGUGUGAAUGUUCCUGCGUUCUUGAGAUAACAAGAGCCUUUAUGCCAAUUAUGCACUUAACUCUUUACCUAGCCUUGUGAUAACUUGUAUAUUCAGUCAUCCUUUUCAUAUUACUAAUUUUAACCCUCCUUCCCUUUUUAAAUGUGUUCCAAUGGGGAAGAUUUGUCGAUGGGACCUUGUAUAUGUCUGUAGUGGUCUUUAUGUUGCUUUAGCUUCUAACUUCUAGGGGAAACACUGGGCAGGGUUGUUGCUCCGAGGGCUUGCAGCUCUGUGAACUAAGGCCCAUAGUGUUUUUGUUCUGAGACUAGACUCUUCCUGUGUAGCUGUCUUCUCAUAGUUAGUUGCUAGUAGAAAACACGUGGCUUGUGCACUUACCCAGGAAGCUGAACAGAAAGUUGCACAUGGUUGGUGGAAGCUGAUAAGGACGGAGCUGGAGUUACAAGGAGUAUCACAAGGAAGGAGAAGGGGCAUCAAGGUAAUGGCCAGAGCUGAGGCUCCACCAGGAAGAAGCAAUGUGUCAGAGUUGGCCUGUGGUGUGGUUCCUGUCUUAAACUUGGGAUCUAAAGGCUACAUCAAGCUGGAAGGCCCGGAGACUGUAAAAGCCAAGGCCUUCAGCCCAGCCCAGUCUUCUAAGAGCUUACUGGAAGGUCCCUUGCCCUUCAAGGAGCUGUGGGAAUAACCCCACAAAACUCAAGUCUCAUUUGAGGGUUAGGCCCCAGAUUCAGGCUUAUAAAAAAUGGUGGGCUGUACAUCCAGCUCCUUACUCCAAGUCACUGCACUGGAGGAGAGAUGUACUCUGUUGUUGUCCUGCCUCUUUCGUAUUAGCACUGGAUUGGAGGAUGGAAGACGCUGACAGCUUCUGAAGCUGAGCCCAGCAGUCCUGCCAGCUCCUGGUUUUUCCCUUCCUUUUCUCCACCUCCCCAACUCCAUCCUUAUAGACUGCAUAUGUGCAUUAGUGACCUUGACGCCAUGCUGUCAUCACUGACCAAAUACCCAGUUAUUUAUUUAUUUGAGAGUGGGGGAGAGAGGGCAGAGGAUGGGAUGUUUUGAAAGCACUUUGCAGCUUAUCAGUUUCUGAAAAUCCCCUACUGUGUGGGGAGAAGCUUCUAAAUGCACUGAAGAGAGUUCCUUCUGAGUGAAACGGGAGGGAAGAAGUGUUCUUUGUAAAUAAAGGAAAAGAAGAAUGAUUUGCUUACAUGGUGGAGACAAGAUUCAAGACACAGCAGAAGAGUGGGGGGCCAAUGUUUUCCACUUAAAUGAGGCUGUGAUUGACUCUCUCUGCCAAGGCCUUAGCGCUUUUGUUGAAUUAACAUAAAAGGGACAAGAGUCUAAAUAGUGAUGUUCUGUGCGCGUGUAACUCGUGUUCCAAACUGUAUUUCUACUUGCUGUUGUUCUUACACAGCCUAACAGUUCAUUGUCAUCUUUAAUAAACUAAGGAAAUGAAAUCCCGCCUUUCGUUUGCUUGCCUUGACUAUCAGGAAAUGGUAUUGAGCGUCCACUCUAAAGCAGGGCUGUCUGUGAAAAUGCAGAAGCUUCCUGUGUUGUAAUGUCAAGGAAACUGGAUUUGAAGAAGCAGGAAAAAAGGUGCCUUGUCCCUGACUUGUUACAUGACCUUGAGUGAGUCAUUUCAUCUCUUUGGACUUUUGUUUCUUCAUGUGUAAAAUGACGAGAUUGGACUAUGUGCUACAUAGUCCUUUCCAACACAUAGGAUGUUCCCCCAACCCAACCCCUUAGGGUAGCUAUUGCUUAAAGUGAGGUAAACCCGCCUCUUCACAACAUCAGAGUUGUCUCAGAUGCUUCAGUUCCCACUUCUGCACAUCGGCUCUGCCUCUGUCUCAUGCUCCUGGCCCACUGGAACCCUAGCUCCACCCUGCAACUUUCUGAACAUUUCCCCUUGGAUAUCCUUUGUCAUCUCCAACCAAUAUGUUUAAAACCAACAUUAAUAUAUUUUCCCCAAGCCUGACCACUAGUCACCUAGGUUUGAAAAUUUAGCCAUCUUCAGUUCUUUCCUCUCUGAGUCAGGAGUAUCUCCUUCUGACCCCCUGCCAUCAAGUUCUGUUGAGUUCUUUUCUUUACAUGUCUUGUUCCUUUUCCACCACUAGCACCUAAAUUCAGGUCCUUACCUCACAUGUCGACUCUCUCCAGCCAUGCCAUUCUCUUCCUAUUCACGCGUUCAUCAAAUAUUUGAGUACCUAUUAUAUGCCAGUUAGAGUCUUGUGGGGGAGACAGACAUGACCCAAAGUCACCAAAAUGGAUAUGUAAUUACACGCCUUAAUAAUAGCUAUUUAAAUAUCACAGGGGUCUCUAAUUUAGACUGGAGAGAGCAAGCCAGGCUUCUGAGAAUGUACUUUAACCAAGACUCAGAGAAUGAGCAGAAAUGAGCUAAGUUCAAAGUAGGGAUAAAAGGGCUCCAGGCAGGGAAUAACACUUGGGAAGGUCGGGAGACAGGAGGAUUUUAGAAAGAAAGACUUCAGAUUUCACUCUAAGAACGUUGGAAAGCCAUUGAAGAGUUAUGUUCAGAGGAUAACUGAUGUGGUCAACAUUUAAGUUCAGUGUUCACUUUGUGAGAAUGCACAGAGUGAAACGAGUAGAAGCAGUGGGAUGCACUUCUAGGGAGAUUGCGGCAGUACAUAGUGCAGUGAGAAAUUAUGUUGGUUUGGACUAGGGUAUGGCAUACCAUCAUCAUUACGGUCACCUCAGUAACCUCUAGAAAUAAGACACACGCCACAUGCUCUAACUCUGAGAUGUUUAAGCAGGGAACAAAGAGGAGGGGGUGCAGGGUAUUAGAAAGAGACUGGACUAAAUUACAGAAUCUAAGAAAUAUUAACAACUAAGUCUCAGGAAGGGCAAGACCAGGACAGCUCUGGGAAUCGCAGCCUCAGGCUUUACAGACCUUCUCUUGAGCCUGCUGCCAGCAAGGCAGUCCACAGAGUAUAGUUACGGCUGUGUUGAGGACUUACCCCCGAGUCACGGGGGCUCACCCCAAAGAGAGAGGAACCGGGUAGCCAACCAUGCUUAUUCAGCAUCUUCUUGGCACCAAGUAUGUGAUAGGUUUCUUAUACGCUGUAAUGGUAGGAGUAGGUGGGAUCUUUAUAGCGUCCUGGCUAAAGCAUCCUCAUAAGGUAAGGCCCAGCCCUGCUUCCUUUUCCCUUUGACCUUUUGAUUAAGUAUAUGAGAGGGACCAAUAUGGUUACCACAUCCUGCUGGCUCUUCUGCCCUGCUGGCUCUUCU